ACUGUCUUUAUAUAGGGCUCUGUGGCAAUGGAUAGCCUCGUAGUUGUCGUGUUAUACGGGAACCGGGCAUGACGGCGCGAGAGGGUCUGGUACGAGGCUAGCAAUGGACGCGUUAGAGGUGUUUGAAGAUUGUAUCAUAUUGUAUCUUAUUGUUGAUGCAGUUCUCGGUGCCUUUGUGCUGGUCAAAACAUUUAAUGUGACUUUACCCGGAAGUUCAGAUGAACCAGAAUCUAGGAAAGUGGAAACAGAAGUGUUGUUAGAAGCUACAACUUCAUCGCACCAUUCAGACCUGGAUGAAGCUGCUGUUCUCUAUUAGAAGGUGAUGCAAGGUUCAAUGUCUGCAGAUCAAGUUUGCCAGUCUGGUGUGAUAACCAGAAUCGGUGAUGCUCUUCAGAGAGAAACCAAAUUCCUGUAGUCAUGUAGGACUGCUAAACUUUGGUUGCAGUACACGCAUAUGGUUGAUUGCUCCAUUACUUGGCCGCAUGUGGACACAACCAUUACACAAAAUCUGCAUGGGUAUAUCUGCAGCGAAUGUCUAAUCUCCACAAUGAGCAUCCAGAUGUGUAUCAACAUUUUCGAGAAGGUCUCCAUGUGGUGAGACGAAGUGAUUGUUAUUGGGAUGGCUUGUCCUUGGAUCUCAUCUCGAACAGGUGCUCAUGAGAAGCCUGAAGACCAGCGGGGGGUCUCACAAGAAGACGAGGGAUGACUGAGCAGCAACGCCUGACAUGGUUGUUGUCCAAGCCAGCUUGUGCUGAUGUGAACUGUGCCAUGCAAGGGCUGACUGGGGUUAGCUACACCACAGGAGAGCAAAACAAAGAUAUAACCAAGGCUAGACAAGCUUGUGACUGGAAAGAUACCCACAAAAUUCUCAAGUAUCUUCGAGAUAUGAACCCCUUCACUUCCAACACCAGUCUACGAAGCAUCUCUGCAGGAAAGCACACAGAACCGUCAAUGUUGACAAGGCAAAAGAUGUUGGAAAUGCAAUUCUGGUUAGCAUGAAGGGAAAGACUGCUGCAGAGUAUAAUUUCAAGGAGAAAGACCAUGUCAUCACUCUAGACACGAAGAAUGCAGUCAAGGUUGAUCGUAUUGCAGUGCAGAUUGACCCACAACUUUCCAGAGACUCACGAUAAUUGCUGCAUAGGCAACUGACAAUCUUGAAGAUGUCUUCAGGUAUAUGAGCUAUGCAGUUAUCCACCAGCCCUCUUUGACUCAUCACUACUGCUUCGGGAGCCACAGAAGCCAGUACUGGCAAAUGCCAUCUGGAACCUAUUGGCACGAGACAUUUCUGAGAUAACUGGAGAGGUCCAGUAUGUGCUGGAUGGCGGUACACUCAUUCAGCGCAUCCGAUGGACGUGAGGGGCAACAUACCAAGAGAUAUACUUAGUGUACGCAAGGUAUGUCUCUAAAAAGUAUGGGGAAGCAGUUGUCGUGUUUGAUGGCUACAGUGGCAAAUCCUCGGAGACACAACGCAUAAAAGACAAACUAAAGGGCAUGAUAGAGUAACUGUAGCAUUUACCAGCAUAAGCAGCUUACAAUGUCGAAGGCUAAGUUUUUGGCCAACAAUUCCAACAAGCAGCAGUUCAUCAAAAUGCUCAGAGAUCAACUAGAGAUAAACAACUGCAAAGUGCAUCAUGCUCCAGGGGAUGCUGAUUUACUAAGUGUACAAAAAUCAGUGGAGUCUGCCAAAAUGUUGACCACUAUCCUAGUUGGUGAUGACACAGACCUUCUCAUCUUGUUGUGCUAUCACUCAAGCUUGCACUCUCACAGAGUGUUUUUCCAACCAGAGCCAAAGAAGAGCACAAAGAAUCCGCGCGUGUGGAACAUCCAGGUUGUCAAGGAACAGCUAGGUCCUGAAAUAUGCACUCAUGUGCUCUACUGCAUGCCGUCCUUGGAUGUGAUACAACUUCCCACCUGUGUGGCAUUGGAAAAGGAACUUCCCUUAAGAAGUUCAAAUCAAGUAUACACUUUCGAGAGCAAGCUAAAGUGUUCGAUGCACAGUCAGCUUCCCGCAAAGAUGUUAUUGUUGCAGGAUUGCAAGCAUUGGUUUGUUUGUACAAUGGGAAACCUGCAGAAGGACUUGAUUUGCUGCGUUAUACACGUUUCUGCGAGAAGGUGGCUACCAAAACAUCUUAUAUUCAACCACAGACUCUGCCACCCACUUCAGCUGCAACAAAGUACCACAGUCUCCGUGUAUACUUUCAGAUACAACAAUGGAAAGGUUCUGGGUUGAACUUAUGCCAGUAGAAUGAGGGUGGAGAGAGAGUGAAGAAGGACUUAAGCCAGUUCAGACUGACUUGCCUCCAGCUCCUGAUGAGCUCCUGCAUAUGAUAAGGUGUAAUUGUUAGACUGAUUGCAGUACAUUAAGGUGAACAUGCAAAAAGCACAAAGUGAAAUGCUUCCCUGCCUGUGGCAACUGCAGAGGAUCUGGCUGUAUAAACUCAGACCGGCUGACAUAUGAAGGUGGUGAUGUUGAUGAUGAUGAUGAUGCUGAUGAUGAUGAUGAUGAUGAUGAUGAUGAUGAUGAUGAUGAUGAUGAUGAUGAUGAUGAUGAUGAUGAUGAUGGUGAUGAAAAAGAAGACAACAUUGAUUGAAUACAUAAUAAUUAUUGACUAUAGUAACUAUUACAUCUCAUAAAUCCGUUAUUUACUUAUUGUCAUUUAUAGCCUUUACAGUUAAGUAGUUGAAAAAUAUACAGAAAGUUCAAACACA
Molecule: messenger RNA, 2709 nt
Organism: Corticium candelabrum
Lineage: Eukaryota; Metazoa; Porifera; Homoscleromorpha; Homosclerophorida; Plakinidae
Exons: 1
Coding region: 1535-2230 (231 amino acids)
Source: RefSeq, a predicted model, not a curated record